UCGUCCGAGGAGAGAUUGAUAGUUGUCCGUCGAAUUUCUUGAUUGUCGCAAUCGAAUAUCGCCGGCGUACCGUCGUUUUCGUAGUGAAAUGUGCGAUUUUCCUUGUACUAAAUUGGGGAGUCGAAGGAUCUGUGACAUUCAUUAGGAUAACGACAAGGAAUAUCAGUUUAUAAUGGUGACGAAUGAAACGGUAAAGAUGCAUUAUUUAUACUAAAUGACGGGCUUGCCUAAUUCGUUGAUUAACAAGCCGUAAAAGUUAGUGACUAAACACUGGUGAUAUGGGAGAUUUGUGUUUGUAACGGAUAGGUUGUGGUUAAAGACCUAUCAACGGACACCUGUAACAAAUCAACUAUAAUAACUACACUAACAACCCUGGGGAACCAACUAAUAACAACAUCCCUAUAAACUGAAAGUAAAUAUAUAAAGUGUACAGUGUACUAACCCUUCGCCCUGGUGUGUGACGAUUACGUAAGAAUCUUCGUUGUAAUCGAUGUAUACCGAUUAUUUAACAAGAAUGUAUACUAAAAUCUAAGACGCUCCGCUGGUGGAUCCCCAGCAAUCAUGCUGUUGAUAAUACGACAAGGGGCCACACCCCCUCACUUCCGGGUGGUACCGGAUAAUUACCGUCGUAGGCUGCUCAGAGGUAAGGGGAUGACCGAGGUGGGUAUUCUCCGGAGCAGUCCGGAUUCGGACUGUAACAGCAACCACCACGGUUCAGCCAGUUACGUCAGCAAUACGUCUUCCCAGGAUAUCGACUUCAUCCAGGACAACUCCGACUACCAGUGGUUUCUAGAUUAUGGGUAUCGGGAUGGGGGAACAAACCACCAUACCAGCAUCCUCUCCCUUCCCGAGUCAUAUGAAGCGGGGGACCUUAAUUACUACGACACUUUUUCAAAAAAUAUGGACGCCAACCUAGCAGAAGCCGAUAUGGAAAGCUUUAGGACUGAAGACAUCCAUGCUUUAUUGACGAAUUUACCGCCGAUGUGUACUGACCAUCUAAGUCAAGAGAAUAAUAGGCAGGGAGAAUGCUACGCAAGUGUUUCUGGUUCUAUGAUGGCUAAAUUCGACCUGGACAGCUCCAUAAGCCCACAUAGCAGUUCUCAAGGAGAAGAUUGUUCAGCUAACUCAAAUUCUAUGUCUAUCUGCAAAUCAGAACUGCUCUUCAGCCCCGUGAAAGAAACACCUGUAUCGGUCAACUUUAGUGUGGACUCUUUGGACUGUGAUUUUCACGAUAUGAUGAUAACAUGCCAGGCUAAUAAGGAUAAUUAUACAAUAGCAUUUGAAGGAUCUGUAACAAUGUACUCGGAAGACAGCGAUUAUCAUGAAUCGGAUAAGAGUUCUAAUUCUCAUGACACUGGCAGUACUCAUUGGCCUGGAAACUUGAAGCCUCAAGUGAAAAAUACGAAAAUUCUGGAUAACUCAAUGACUCAAUCAGAUUCUAGUAGUUUCACUACUUGGAGUAAGCUGAAGAAGCGCAGCAGCGAGGAUCAGCUGAGAGUACGGCCGUCAGGAAACAAUAACAACUCAGGAGACGACGCAAAUCACUUGGGAUUGACCGAGGUUACGUUUAAGAGCCAAAGUAUGCCCAACUUGUAUAAGCAGAGGUUGAAGAGCCUGAUGGCUACCAGCACGUACAUCAAGAGCCAAAGCAAUAGUUCGACUGAUACCUGCACUAUAAAAAGGCGACCUGUUAAAGUGUUUGACAUCCAGCAUCAAGUGCAGCACAGUGGAUCUGGGGGAAACUUUUCCGAUUUGGCUGCGUCGAUAGACGCAAGCAGCAGCGACAGCGCAAACAACAAACAACAGCCCAACUUCAGCCUUGUUAAAUUAUUCAUGAAACAGAAAAGCAUGAGCACUGAAGGAAUGUCUACGACGAUGGACCAAUUGUCUUCUUCGGAAAAUUGGCCAGGAAGUCAGUCUGGCGAAAGCCAAAAUUCCGACGGGAAAUCUUCAGAACACCUAAAAAACCUCGAGACAAGUGCUGAAGCUAAGACGAACGAGAGCAGUGCCAGGACGUAUGAUUUGAUCAUAGAAGAACCCGAAGACGACAUUUCUAGAAGCGAGUCGGUGGAGCAGCUCUCCGAGAGCAUUUCCAAGAUAGAUUCCGUCGGGGACAGUUUUGAGAAAGAAAGUGUGGUACCAAAGGAUUGCGGUGAUAAAACCUCGGAACAAGAAAAUGGCAAUAAAGUGUCUUGUCAGCAGAAAUGUUUGAAAUCGAAAAGCGAGCUUAUAAACAGGAGCAUCCAAACGUCGCAUUUUUCCGAAAUCGCCAGCUUAAAGAAUGCUCAUAAAACGAGCAUGGAAUUUUCCAAACCUACCAUAAAAGUCAUCGAGCAAUCAUUUCUAAAUAAAUUAAAGCAGGAAGGGGAAGUUCAGAAACCUGUCUAUGUCUUGUAUCCGAAUUACGUCCUCCCCGACCUAGACUUCUUGAACGAGAAAGACGAACUGUCCAAGCUACUUUUACUACCCCAGAAGGCGCCAAACGUUACUUCGACGAAAAAGCGACCGUUUAGUUGCAACGACCUGGAAACGUUAAAACGUAGGGGGUUCGGGCACGUUAAGGAUUGGGACUCCCUCAACUUCCUCUUACCGCAGGAGUACCGCCAGAUUCUAGCAGAAGUGCCAGAGAUAUCGGAACAUAUCAAGACGAACACUAAAGAAAAACCAUCAUUCAUGCAGAAUAAAUUCACGAAACGACGUCCGCUCAGUUGCGAGAUCAACCAGACGAACGUAUCGUCAAGCUCGAGUACGGCCACCCAGCCAAGUUCCGGCUACCGGGGAUCUUCCAGCUUGCUAACUGACUCUCAGAACAGUCCAGCGACCACCACAAAUCUGAACCCGCUCUUCGUCUACCGUUAUGACAGCGUCACCAGCUCCGAGGCCAGCCUCAUGACCAGCGAUAGGCAGCACAGCAUCACCACCACCGCCCCUCCUCUGCCGUUACGCUGCGUCAGCCUGGGGCAGGGCGAGACAGUGCCACCCAGACCCCCAUUGCCAAGGGGCAUCCUCAGACGAGGUGCAGAAAAAGCAGACCCGAGUAAGCGUUACAGCAUGUACGAGACAAGCGAGGAGGAACUUAUCGUUGAGGAUCCCGGGUACAAGAGGAAGUCGUUCCCCGAGCCCUACUACCUCCAGAGGCACAAGAAACUAUCGGAGACGGAGGACGAGGGAGUGGACGCGGGCACUUCCAGCAGCAGCUUGGAUGAGCACCCGGAGUACCCCACGCAUCGGAAUCUCCUUUCUAAUAUAAGUACAGAUGAAUUGGUGCAGUUGGAGGAAUUCCUGAAGUUGAGCGGGAUCUCGGCCUCGGACGAGGAGCACACGGAGGAGAGCCUGAUACAGUUGAGGUCGUACGUCGGCAAGUUCCUGUCGCUCAAGAUCAACCAGGAGGGCGCUGAGCACUUUGGGGGAAAGAAGUGCGUCAGCUUCGCGGAGAGGAUCAACGUGACGCCGAAGCUGCUGGAAGCGAAGCAGUCCGUUCCGCCGAAUAAUUCACCCAACGUUUCCGCGUUCCUGCAUCAAAAAAACUACCAGAUUAAAAACUUGGUCGACAUGCCUAUUUGCGAGGAGAACGAGAACAGCCCCAACUACUGCAGCCCUCAGACCACCCCGAUCCACCACAGCAAAACACCAUCAGACUACAAUCUGGUACAGAAAAAGUCCCUCGUUAGCGCAGUCACGGACGCGGUCGAGCAGCUCAUGCACCAUUUCUCCCCCGCCUCCAACCAAAUGGAAUUGAACGCUUUGGGCGAUGCCAGCUUAAAUCCCACGUGUGCUAAACUAGCCCUUGGCACUCUAUGUCCCGCUCUUUACGCUGUCUUAAGCGACGGGUUGAAGCCGUGCCUGGAGACGAGUUUCGGCGCCAUCAAUAACUCGGUGUGGCAAGUCGUGGAGGCCUCUGCCCAACAGGGUCCCCUCACCAAAGCCCUGAACGACCUCGUCAUGAGAAUAAACAGCGAGGACGUCAUAACGGAAGGUCUAGUGAAGUUCAACGCCUUCGUCUUUGGAUUGCUGAACGUUAGAUCAUUGGACGCGUGGGCGAGUUACCUCAGGACUAGGGAGAGCGUGUUGCGGAAGCACUACACCGGCGAUUCGCUUCUGGUUAUGUCGCACACGGGGGGCGCCAACGUUAGGUCUCUGUUGGACGCCAUGAUUGCCGCAUUGCAACCCCUCGCUUUCCUUCCGUUUCAGCUUGACCUGCUCUUUGAGUAUAAACAGUUGCAUCUCAGCUUUAAGAGAAUGGAUUCGUAUCACCAGCCCCUCAGCCCCACUCACAAGCAUUGUCCUUCUCCGAACUUCAAGCAAUUCAACUCUCCGAAACUGGGUCUCUCUUCAAACAGCAAUCGAUCCAAUUCCGAAUCCGAAGACACGUCCACGGCCACCACGGUUCGUAACUCGUCCGCCUGUCACAUCAGGACGCACCCAGACCCAAUGAGCACCUCCCCGUCGAAGACGAAGGUCCGCUGCGAGAAAGAACGCCCCCGUUCCUGCGUGGAAGGCAGCCUCUCCAAGCCCAACUUCAGGCUGUGUGGAGACGUGGACGACGUAACAAGGAAGAGAUGGUCCGGCAUCGCGCUCAACUCCAAGCUCUACCAGGCCUACGACAGGCUGGCGAAGGAGGAGGAGGAAUACACCGACAGCCUGGAAAACCCCGUUCCUCCGCCAGUAGACAAGAGCGACGAGAGCAACUCGAAUGAGAAUGUCCCCUCUCUGAAGGAAGAUUGCGAGCCGGAAUCCCUCGAUUCGAACUACUCGGACGAGAAGCCGCUGAACGGACGGAGAUUCAAGAAGUUGCAACAGAGAUGGGAGAUGCUCAGCGGGCAGAAUUCGACCGAGUCACCACCGUCUUCGCCCACGCAUGCGGCUGGCAAAUCGAAGAUACCCCGGCCUGUUAUUUCGCCCGUUAGGCCGUCGGGAAUACCCGUUGCGGUCUCUCCCACAACUAAAGGUGGCUUAAAAUCUGUGAAGAGAGUUACAACUCCUCCUUCUGGCAGUAAAACUGCCGUCAAUAAGGGUUUGAAUGGCGUUAAGAGUUCUCCGUUGAAGAAGGCGGGAGUGUGUGCAAGAACGAGUAGAGUUGACCAGCUGGAACACCCCCAAGACGCAGUGCGGCACAUACAGAGGCCUAGCAGUUUACCGUACAAGCCGGCACCACAGAAUGGGAAGACUUCCAAAAUCACUCCACCCAGAAGGGCAGCCUCCAGCUCGCUGAACAGGAGACCGCUCAGUCAUUCCACCACGCCAAAGGUUGUGAGGACGUUAAACCACAGGCUGCCCUCCGAGAGCGGUCACCUGUCGUACAACGAGGGCGAGAGACUAAGGGUGGUGUUGGAGGUGGACGACAAGUGGCUCCUGUGCUGCAGGGGCACUCAGAAAGGUCUCGUGCCGAAGUCAGCCGUCAUAGCCGACGCUGGUCGAUUCUGACUGUAAAUAUUGAAAAAAAACCUACUCGAGUUGUAAAUUUUUAUACAGACUGGGCUUGUGAUGUAAUAAACUUAGAUAAGGCAUAUUUUUAAAAGAACUAUGCUAGUAAUACAGUAACAUUGUUAAUAGUAAGUAUUACCGAUAUUAUUACCGCUUAUUGCUGUUGUAAGCAUUUCGACUUCAUUUUUCUAAAGUAUUAAUUUCGUUUAAAAUUCAGUGAUAGUGUACUAGUACUUAAUACUUAAAAAAAAGUGGUAGGGCGUUUGAUGAAAAUUAUCCUCAAUCAAAAUAUUGCUUUUACUAUUAAUCUCCCCGAGACGCCAAAUCGACUAAAUUUUCCCUCGGACUUAACUAACUUCUCUGUCUGUCUUCUCUUCUCUCUACUUCGGUGGUUGGGUUCCUCUUACACUCGAAUUACCAGCAGAAAUUUGCUUUUGCACCGUAAGGAAACGGACAAACAUUUAUUAACAUUACCAUUCCGCACUUUCAGUUCCCUGUAACGUAACAGUAUAACGUCCGUUUUAAUUUUUGGUGCCACUUUGACCACUUCUUAACAAAACACUUCCCAUGCACUGUCCCUGCUCGAUAACAGUGUAGGUGGCGCCGUCAGGUUUUUACGGUGCAAAGGCAGGUCUCUGCAUGAUUUCCACCUACGGCUUGGGCGGCGAUGCCUAAGCUCGACGGUGGAAAUGAGCACAGCAGGUUUCGGUUUUCAGGAAAAGGGCAUGAAACCUUAAAAAUUCGUCAAUGUCGUAGAAAGUCCAAACUUUAAUACUUUGCUAACGUAUCAGUGUUGUUUUACAUCAUCAUCAUGGCUCUAAAGUGCAUACAAACAUGUUUCUAAAAAAGUUGUAUAAUUGUAAAUAAUAAAGUUUUGAUUGAUACUGUCGCAAUACCCUAAAAAAAUAUUUAAGAAUCACAAAUAAAUAUCGCAAUUAAAAUUAUAUCUCACCAAAAUUUGAUGCGUCUUUUGUCAAAAUUACAAUUAAAAAAAAAGUAGGCUGUGCUUUUCAUGCGACAUAUGUUCGUAGUAUUUUUGCCUCCUGAUCACGAAUCUGGUAUCAGAAUUUAGCUAUCGCACCACAGGAAUUUCCUAACCUCAAAAAACUGGUCAAAAAUAGCAAAAAUUCAUGAAAACGUGCUAGGAAAAUUACAAA
Molecule: messenger RNA, 6581 nt
Organism: Anoplophora glabripennis (Asian longhorned beetle)
Lineage: Eukaryota; Metazoa; Arthropoda; Insecta; Coleoptera; Cerambycidae
Exons: 12
Coding region: 562-5424 (1620 amino acids)
Cellular component (GO): cytoplasmic vesicle
Molecular function (GO): protein binding
Source: RefSeq, a predicted model, not a curated record